UACUUUGGGCCGAGACUCCACCUAUCGACGUGUGUGCACAUCACGCGUGGCUACACGCGCGUAAUCAGUCAUCUCAAUUCACCGUUGUUCCCUUCCCUUCUCCUUCUUCCCAAUUUCCAAACCUUCGAUUCAAGCUCUGAACCAGUUAACCCUCAAUUUCCCAAUUUACCCUUCCACCACCGUAUCGGAACCCGCUUGAAACUCUGAAGCAACCCAACGAGAAACCACAACCACAUCCUCUCUGAUCUGAGCACCUCACCUCUUCAAUCUUCAUCCAUGGCUCCUGCUACCUCCCAGCGAGCUGAGCUGGCCAGGCUCUGCAGCUCCAAGGACUGGUCCAAAGCCAUUCGCAUCCUCGAUUCGCUCGUUUCUCAGUCUGGUGCAAUUCAAGACAUCUGCAACAGAGCCUUCUGUUACAGCCAAUUGGAGCUUCACAAGCACGUAAUCAAGGAUUGCGAUAGAGCUCUUCAGCUUGACCCUGUGCUUCUUCAUGCUUACAUUCUGAAAGGUCAUGCGCUUUCUGCGUUGGGAAGGAAAUCUGAUGCUGUACUAGUAUGGGAGCAAGGUUAUGAACACGCUCAGCAUCAGUGUGCAGAUUUGAAGCAGUUGCUAGAACUUGAAGAGCUUUUGGUGAAAGCAAAACAAGGCAACGAUAAUGGAUUGUCCAUGCUACAAGCCGAAUCAGAUUCUCAGAGGAAUGGGAACGUGUCUGAAACUUGUGAGAAUCAAGAUAGGUUGAGUGACCAAGCUGAGUCAUGUGGCAACACAAGUGAUAAAUCUGAUAUCUUGCUGAAGUCUGCUGAUAAAUUUGACUCGAACAAUGAAUUAAAUAAUGAAGAUAGAGAGUCUAGUAAAUGCGAUGGCCAAUUGAAUGGAACCCCUGAUGUUAUUGAUAAAUUGAGCUAUAAUUCUGAAUCAUGCAAUGACUCAAGUGACGCCUCUGAAUCAUGUGAUAAAGUAUUUACCACUGGUGAAUCUAGUGACUCGACUGAUGUCACUGAAAUUAUUAGAAAGCCAAGUAGUAAGUUUGUUUUUCCCCAUGAAAAAAACAACGAAGCAAGGAAAAAUAAGAAGUUCUGCGUUUCUCGGAUUUCAAAGGCAAAGUCUAUAAGUGUAGAUUUCCGGCUUUCACGGGGAAUAGCAGAGGUUAAUGAUGGAAGAUAUGCUCAUGCCAUAUCCAUUUUUGACCAGAUACUUAAAGAGGACCCUGCAUAUCCUGAGGCUCUGAUAGGAAGAGGAACAGCAUAUGCAUUCAAAAGAGAACUCCAUGCUGCUAUAGCUGAUUUUACAAAGGCAAUACAAUUUAAUCCAUCAGCUGGUGAGGCAUGGAAGAGGAGAGGUCAGGCCCGGGCAGCCUUGGGGGAGUUUGUUGAGGCUAUUGAAGACUUGACUAAGGCAUUAGAGUAUGAAUCCAACUCAGAAGAUAUUUUACAUGAGAGAGGAAUUGUCAAUUUCAAGUUUAAAGAGUUUAAUGCUGCAGUUGAAGAUCUUUCAGCUUGUGUGCAGAUAGACACGGAUAAUAAGUCUGCCUUCACAUAUUUGGGUUUAGCAUUAUCUUCAAUUGGUGAAUUUAAAAAAGCUGAGGAAGCACAUCUAAAAUCAAUUCAACUUGAUAGAAAUUUCCUUGAAGCAUGGGCACACCUGACUCAGUUCUAUCAAGAUUUAUCGAAGCCAACAAAAGCUCAUGAAUGUCUAAAUAAGAUGCUACAAAUUGAUGGGAGGUUUGCAAGAGCUUAUCAUUUGCGUGGCCUUUUAUUUCAUGCAACGGGCGAGCAUAGGAAGGCUAUCAAAGAUUUGACAAUGGGGUUGAGCAUUGAUGGUGCCAACAUUGAGUGUUUAUAUUUACGAGCUUCAUGCUACCAUGCUGUUGGACAAUACAAAGAGGCGGUCAAGGAUUACGAUGCUGCACUGGAUUUGGAAUUGGACUCAAUGGAUAAGUUUGUUCUCCAGUGCCUUGCGUUUUAUCAGAAAGAGAUUGCUCUUUACACAGCCUCAAAGUUUAACAGUGAGUUUUGCUGGUUUGAUAUUGAUGGAGAUAUUGAUCCACUUUUUAAGGAGUACUGGUGUAAGAGACUGCAUCCAAAGAAUGUAUGUGAAAAGGUUUAUAGGCAACCUCCUUUGCGGGAGUCUUUAAGAAAGGGGAAGCUUAGAAAGCAAGAAUUAGCUCUUACAAAGCAGAAGGUUGCUCUUAUACAGGCUGCAGACUCCAUUGGCAAGAAAAUCCAGUAUGAUUGUCCUGGUUUCCUACCUAAUAGGCGUCAGCAUCGUAUGGCAGGAUUUGCUGCUAUUGAAAUAGCGCAAAAGGUAUCCAAGGCUUGGCGUACAUUUCAAUCAGAAUGGAAAAAUUCUAACAAAAGCAACUCAAACUCGAAGAGUGGCAAAAGGUCUAGGAGAAGGGAUAGAAUUAAUAUGCCCAGUCAGAAUAGGGGAGGCGCAGGUUGUAGCACAAGUAAUGCCAUGGAAACAUCUUCAUAUAGCAUUGUAGAUGAUAGACCAUCCAGCCGUUCCAUGUCAUGGAAAGAUAUUUACUCAUUUGCUGUUAGAUGGAGACAGAUUUCUGAGCCAUGUGAUCCUGUUGUUUGGGUUAACAAGCUAAGUGAAGAGUUUAAUGCUGGAUUUGGUUCUCACACGCCGAUGAUUCUGGGACAAGCCAAAGUUGUUCGUUACUUUCCUAACUAUGAAAGGACCUUAGAUAUUGCAAAGACUGUGAUGAAAGAAAGGUCAUAUGUCUACAGCAAAACAGAUCAGAUCAUUCAUCUUUCCAAAGAUGGGAAAUUAGAAAAGAUCAUGCAUGCAAAAUCAUGCUCUGAGCUUUAUAAUAUUGUUGGUGAGGAUUUCUGGUCGGCUACGUGGUGCAACAGUACUGCAUUUGAAGGGAAACAGCUUGAAGGGACAAGGAUAACACUCGUUAAAAUGGGACAACAUGGUUUUGACUUUGCAAUUAGAACACCUUGUACACCUGCUAGAUGGGAAGAUUAUGAUGCAGAAAUGGCAAUGGCAUGGGAAGCUCUCUGCAAUGCUUACUGUGGUGAAAACUAUGGAUCUACUGAUUUUGACAUUCUUGAAAAUGUGAGAGAUGCAAUUCUAAGGAUGACAUAUUACUGGUAUAACUUCAUGCCACUGUCAAGAGGAACUGCUGCAGUUGGAUUUGUAGUCAUGCUGGGUCUGUUGCUUGCUGCUAAUAUGGAGUUCACAGGAAGCAUCCCACAGGGUUUCCAGGUUGAUUGGGAAGCUAUUCUGAACAUGGAUCUAAACUCCUUUAUGAAUUCCGUCAAAAGUUGGCUAUACCCAUCUCUGAAGGUGACAACCUCAUGGAAAGACUAUCCUGAUAUCGCAUCAACUUUUACAACAACAGGAUCGGUUAUUGCUGCCUUGAGCUCUUCUGAUGAUGAUUGAAUUCGUUCAAACAAUGGCCAGGUCUCUGCGGUUGCUUAAUAAUUAUAUUGCUGCUGGUCUUUCAUAAACAUGCUGGAAAAAUGCAGCAGAAUUGUUGGAAGCAUUGACAUUAACUUACCCAUCUUCCUACUGAGGCUUGAUCUGCACGCUUCAUUUUUUAAAAUUGUAAUAUUGUUGUUCGCAUUGUACAGUAAUGUAACUCCAGGCAUUGGGUGAUUAAAUUACCGUUUAUCUUCAUUGUUCCAACAA
Molecule: messenger RNA, 3645 nt
Organism: Lotus japonicus
Lineage: Eukaryota; Viridiplantae; Streptophyta; Magnoliopsida; Fabales; Fabaceae
Product: suppressor of RPS4-RLD 1
Exons: 24
Coding region: 277-3396 (1039 amino acids)
Biological process (GO): negative regulation of DNA-templated transcription
Molecular function (GO): protein binding
Source: RefSeq, a predicted model, not a curated record